Messenger RNA from Prunus avium (sweet cherry), 1106 nucleotides. RefSeq lists its product as uncharacterized. NCBI's taxonomy places the organism in Eukaryota, Viridiplantae, Streptophyta, Magnoliopsida, Rosales, Rosaceae. Gene Ontology annotation, molecular function: carbohydrate binding. The record is from RefSeq and is a predicted model, not a curated record.
AUAAACUUUGUUUUCCAUUCCUACUCAAAACAAACAUGGGAAAGGAAAUAAAGUGAUAUCUCCCGAUUACUUUCCCAGCAUUACUAAACAUGAGAAAUGAAUUUUCCAUUUCCUAUCCCUUGGGAAAUGACAUAGGAAAUUAUUUCCUCUCAAAUUCGUUCCGUGAACCAAACGGGGCCUUAGCAGGGUACACAAUGAUAUGAAAAUCAUAGGUUUAUAUGCAUGCCAUGUAAAUGACCAACCAAGCCUUGUUUUUCUAUCGGUAUAAGUAAAAACUAAGCAUUGGAUGGAAGAAGUGUAUUGAAGAAAUGGGCGGUCGGUCCUCAAAACGACAGAGGCCUCCUUCCCCACCGCCGCCUCCUCCCCCACCACCACCGCCUCCUCCCCCACCGGCGCCUCCACACAACUAUGAAGCUAUUUUGAGAGAUGCUGACUCACCCAUCAACAAAUCCUCAGUGGAAAAACUCCUUGAACAGCUCCGUGCUGGAAUAACCUUAAACCAAAAGAGAAAGAAGUAUUGGGUUGACAAGAAGUCCAACAACUGCUUUAUGGUGUAUGCAAGGGAUCUCUCGAUCUCUUGGAGUGAAGACGAUCGUAACUGGCUCUGGCCCUCCCUGCAAGAAACCAGUGGUGUCGUCAUUGAUGCUGCUGAACUGAUUAAUGAAUGUUGGCUAGAAGUGCAUGGACAAUUUGAGACUACAAAGCUGUCACCAAGAACUCUGUAUGAAGUUGCGUUUGUGGUCAAGCUGAAAGCUUCAGCUGAAGGAUGGGAUGUUCCAGUGAAUGUCAGUCUCACUCUUCCAGAUGGUAGCAAACAAUGGCAUGAAGUUAAGUUGAAGGAAAUCCCAAGAGAGCAAUGGAUAGAGAUUUCGGUUGGCGAGUUUAGAGCGUCACCUGAAAUACCUGGGGACAUGGAGUUUUCGAUGUAUGAAUAUGAUAGUGGGAAAUGGAAUAGAGGACUUGUUAUCAAGGGUGUUAUCAUUCGGCCUAAAAAUUAAGUUGCAGAAUACUCAACUUUGCUUAUGAGCAGAGAUAUGAUUUUCUGGAUUUUUCAUAUGAAGACAGAAACCUAUGUAAGAAAUAAUAAGAACGGAAUAAUGAAAUAA